AUGAAGGCAGACCCCGCCAAGCUGGCCGACAAGAUGCUGCGGACCCCCAAAUGCUCACGAUGCCGGAACCAUGGCUUCCUGGUACCAGUCAAGGGCCAUGUGGGCAAGUGCCGAUGGAAGCAGUGCACCUGCGAGAAGUGCUACCUGAUCACAGAGCGCCAGAAGAUCAUGGCUGCGCAGAAGGUGCUCAAGAAGCAGGCCCCGGAGGAGGGGCAGGAGGGAGCCAUGAGCGCACGGGGGCCCGAGCUGGCCACUGGGGCUGCGGCCGCCGCCCUGGGCGCAAGCCUUCGCCCGCUGCCUCUGCUUGCCGCUUCGGGGGACAUGGAGCUGGGCCGCGACGGCCGCGUGGUCACUGGAUUCCCCGAGAGGCCCCCGCGUGGCCCAAGCCCCGGCCCGAGCGCCUUCCAGCCAGUCCUGGGCGUCCGCGGCCACGUGGGGCUGAGCAGCCGCCCUGCGUCGGCCAUGCCCAGGUCUGUGGGGCCCUUGCUCGGGGCUGACGCCGCCAACCGGGGAAGCCCAGGCCGCCUGGAGCUGCUCAGGCCUCUGCGGCCCGUGCCCAGCCCGCCGUUCGCCGACUUCGGGCUAUCUCUGAGCAUCAGUUCAGAGUGUGUGGUGGGCUCUGACUUUCUGGAGAGAGAGCCAUCCAAGCUGUACGCCAGCUGCUCCAGCAUGCACUCCUACCGCCCAUUCCCACUGGGCUACCAGGAUGCAUCCUCGACCUCGGGGAUCCCCCUGCAACGUGGCUUCCGGCACGUGUCUUGUAGCCAUUACCAUGGAGGAAGCUUGGUUUCGGAGCCGGUGGGAGACUUCCAGCCAAGCUACUACCCGCCGCCCCCACCGCCGCAGCCGCCGCAGCCCCAGUUCCUCCCACCGGGCUUCCUCUCUGCUCUUCACUUCUUGCCGCCGCCGCCGCCACCGCCACCACCAUCAUCUUUCUCACUGACUGUCCUGUCUGAUACGGACAAGGAGACCACUGAUGACCAGGAUGUGGAGGUGCCGGGGGAGCCCACCCAGCCUUCGUCUCAGGAGCAGUCUGACUAG
Molecule: messenger RNA, 1041 nt
Organism: Condylura cristata (star-nosed mole)
Lineage: Eukaryota; Metazoa; Chordata; Mammalia; Eulipotyphla; Talpidae
Gene: DMRTB1
Product: DMRT-like family B with proline-rich C-terminal, 1
Exons: 4
Coding region: 1-1041 (346 amino acids)
Biological process (GO): germ cell development; regulation of transcription by RNA polymerase II; sex differentiation
Cellular component (GO): nucleus
Molecular function (GO): RNA polymerase II cis-regulatory region sequence-specific DNA binding; DNA-binding transcription factor activity, RNA polymerase II-specific
Source: RefSeq, a predicted model, not a curated record